Messenger RNA from [Torrubiella] hemipterigena, 702 nucleotides. Lineage: Eukaryota; Fungi; Ascomycota; Sordariomycetes; Hypocreales; Clavicipitaceae. The record is from the annotation of a GenBank genome assembly.
AUGGCACAUACGGCACCUCCUGACUACUAUGCGAUCCUAGAGGUCACCGAGACAGCAUCCCCCGAGCGCAUUCGGGAUGCAUACAAGCGGGCUGCUCUCAAGACGCAUCCGGACCGUGUACCAGCAGAUUCGCCAGAACGAGCCGAACGAACACGCAAGUUUCAACUCGUAAAUGAUGCAUACUACACACUUUCAGACCCGAAGAGGCGUGCUGAAUACGACACGCAACGAAGACUAUUUAACCGCGCUCCGUCGGAGGAUCCAUUUGCCCAAGCUGAUGAAGAAAUUCCCCAGCAUGGCGCAGGAGCUGGUUCGGCCGAUUUCUACUCUUGGGCAUGGGACUUCUUUACGAAGCAGAAAAACGGAAAUGGAGACAUGGGUGACCGUCAACAAACAGAAGACGCGCAGUUUGGCAAUGUCUUCGAGGAGAUGAUGAGAGAUGAAGGCAUGGCUGAAGGCGGCAACAAUCGGCCAACAAAGCAAUUCUGGAGCAUCAUUGGAGGAUUGAGCGGUGGAGCGCUUGGAUUCAUUCUAGCAAAUGUGCCUGGGCUGGUGGCUGGAGCAGUAGCUGGUAACCGCCUUGGAGCAGUCAGGGAUGCCAAGGGUAAAAGUGUCUACGCUGUUUUCCAGGAUCUACCCGUGGAUGCACGUACUCGCCUGCUUGCUCAGCUGGCAACAAGAGUCUUCAGCCAGGCCCUCUAG